UAGUUGGGUUUGUUUUUUUUUUUUUUUUUUUUUUCAUUGUUUGUGUUGUUGUUGUUGGUACAUUCUACCACUGCUAGAAUAUGUACCUUUAACCAAAUAUCCUGCCUAAUUGCUUCCCAGAUGUCAUCCCGCAUACCGAACGUGUGGUUCCACGACGACGGGUCUAACUUGACUAUGAGGGAGUUCUACGAACAACACCAGAACAAUCUGCCCAGGUUGGCUAUCGUCACUCAGGGCUUUGACGGAGGCGUCGAGUUAGACACUUUCGGGAUUGGACAGGUCAUGAGAAUCCAUUGCGCUUGUAAACAAAAACGAGCGGUGACCAUAGAUGGCGCUGGGCGGAAUAUAACGAUUCCACUGGACUAUCCGUUAAAGUUCCGAGUCUACACACGAAAGAAGAAAGAUGUUCGUGGCCAGAAUUUGGGUGAGAUCGUGAGGACCCAUGCACUACCCGUACAGUUGGAGUUUGCUUGUUCAGAGAACUACAGGUUCGACGUUGGUAACACGCAGGCCAGUGUUAAGUCAUUUGGAAAACUGACGGUUUCGAAAGUUUACGAUGAAACAUACCUCAUUGCCAACACUAUUCAAGAAGGAGUACUCGAGUUGCACACUAUACUGGUUCCACUGUACCUACAGAAAGUGUUGGUGUCCACGGUGGUCGGGAUAAAGGAUCAGACUUACGAACAGUUUCGAGACUUCGUCUGUGGCAUCGAGGAUGCUGCGAGGCAAAUGAUAUACGACAGGAAGACUGGCAACGAAAAUAUUGCCAUGUACAAACAGGCCGAUAUUGACGAAUCGAAAUCGGAGAAUGUGUACGAGCUGCUUGAACCGGAGAGAUUUUUCAAGAUGACGGGAGAGUACUCCACAUUGCAAGUAGCAGCAGAAGAAACCCAUCCACAUGCCAAGACGACUGGCGCAAGGAAGACAACUCCAUCAGGGAGUUGUCCACCACAGAAAGAUCGUGUACCUGGACUACCACCCAGAACUAUUGUCCAGAGACCAAUACCACCCGCCCCGCGUGUACCCUCACCAGACUAUGACCGCACAGAUGAAAGUCAGCAGCCAGGCGAAACCAGCAUUACAGGGGAGACAACCCAGUCUACGAAUCGCCCAACACUGCAAGAUAGCCAAUUCCGUUUACCACACAAACGUAAUCUGGAAGGUUUCAUGUUUAGAUCCCAGGAACCGCGUCCACUUCCGUCCCCGUUUCCGCAAAAUGAUGAUGGUCUUCGUGCUAGCAAAGCCUCCCCACCGCUUCCCGAACGUGACCCAGUUCAGCAACCCGAGCGUGCGUCUCCAGAGAAAGCUUGCAACAGAAGUGUGAAUGCGUACGUCAAUGCCAUAGAAAGAGCUGUGGUAGCUCCGUACGUAGCCAGUAUGUCAAGACAGAGUGCUGUGGGUGCCGUGGUUACAGCAGAGAAAAAGGCCCACGAGUUAACGAUAGGUGAACUGGCAGUCAAGAUGAAGAGUCUGAGGUUAGACAGACACGUGGAUUCGUUCAGGAAAGAAGGAAUCGACGGAUACCUGCUCUGUAAGUUGACCAAUAACGUCCUGGCCAAGGAAUUCAGCUUCACAGAACUGGAGACCAUAAAGCUGAUGGCGUUCAUUGAAACUGGACAUAUCCCGCAGUGAAAAGGAAUCUGCUACAAAUGGAAUGACUGAUAGUGAAAUAAUGUAGUGUUUAAUACGACCUCACACCGAAAUAGUGCACGAUAUAAAACGGAAAUCAAAAAGUGAAAUCUGUAUGGUACAAAACGAAAUCCGAAAGUGAAAUAUGUGUGGUACAAAACAAAAACCACAAAGUGACAUGGUGCAUGGCUCACAACGAAAUUUACAGUUAUCAAGUACAUAAUAGAAAACGAAAAUCCCACCAUUGAAUAUUAUGUAUUUUAAAACGACAUUGUGGAAUAGCGCACGACACAAAAUGAAAAUCAACAGUGAAAGAGGACAUAGCUAAAAGUGGGUUGAAAAUUAACAUUAGUGAUUUCUUUAGAAAUUUGGCACGGCAUGGUAUACUAAACACUUUGGGGGCAUUUUCACCAUUUUCGGGGCACUUGUAUUUCAUUAAAAAUAGACAAAAAUUAAUUGAAAUAAACAUUAAUGUAA
Molecule: messenger RNA, 2106 nt
Organism: Gigantopelta aegis
Lineage: Eukaryota; Metazoa; Mollusca; Gastropoda; Neomphalida; Peltospiridae
Exons: 5
Coding region: 121-1632 (503 amino acids)
Source: RefSeq, a predicted model, not a curated record